ACAAUCUUCCUUUUUAAUCAUCAUGGAUUCCCCAUUUUUCGGUACCACCAUGAUCGAUAUUGAUAUGGAAACAGUCGCAAAUCCGUCAUCUGACUUACCUAAUUGGCUUAGAAGUGUGAUUGACCGGGCCCUCAACGCAACAGGAAUAACGUCUAAGAAAAAGGUUGCAUCGGAAGAAGCUAUUGCUUCGUUAGAAGAGGUUGACUUCGAUCUGCUUGAGAGCUUUGAUUGCCCCAUAUGUUAUGAUGAGUACAAGAGACAUCCAGACUCCCAUGAUGCAUCUUCAAAUAACUCACAAGACCCUCACAAAGACACACGAUCAUAUAUUGAUUUAAUCAAAGAGAAUGAUCAUGAUAUCAUAGAAGAACUCAGAUCCAACUGCAAUAUGCAUCUUGAAUCAAUGAACGAAACAUCCACAUUCAAAGAUCCACUGCUUUUUAUGCCUUUGGAUCAAACUGGAUUGGGAUAUUGUCGAUUUCCCCAAAGGAAUCUCUAUAGUUUGGAACCUCCAACCAAAGAAGACAUUCUUCCAGGCUUAGAGGAAUGGACAAAGAAAGAAGCCAAGAGGAAACCUCAAGCAACCCCUAAUGAUGCAGAACAUGUACCAGUAAGAAUGCCCAACUGUAAGCAUGUAUUUGGAAAGAGUUGUAUUAUCGAAUGGCUCACCAAUAAUGCUAGUUGUCCAUUAUGCAGAAAAGAGGUAGAGGAGUCUAAAGAGAAGAAUGCCCAUGUUUUACACCGGGAGCGGUUAGAAAGAUUGAUCUCAAGCAAUUAUAAUGAUCCAUCAAACACUUUAUCUCACUUGAUGGACUGCUCGACAGAUAUAUUCAAUCCCUUUAAGAGGCCAUUCAAUCCAUCAAUAACCCCUUUAACGGAUGCCUUCAUUAGCCGGACAUUGGCUACACCAACUUGUACACUCCCAGGAAAUACAAUAGACCAAGUAAGGGUUAAAGAACCCAACUUGGUUACAGCUGGUAAGUUUCCAAUUCCCAAUUUCCCCAUUGCAGCCAGUUCAGCAUUCAGCGUAACAAGACCGGACUCCAUAAUAGCCAUAAAUAGCAGAAGCAGAACUGGAAAUGCUAAUGGAAACACAGGUGUUGCACCGGCUGCAAAUACAGGGGUUACCUCGGCUGCAAAUACCACUAUUCCAGCAGCUGUUAAUGAAGACAAUAACGAUAGUUCCAGUGAAAGUGAUAGCGCUGACACCUCUUGGUGGAACUCAGCCGACUAGUUUACAUCUAUUAGAAGUUUCAAUAUGAUUGUGGAAGCAUGCACAAUGAUUCCAUUUGUCUGUCAGAUUCCAGAUGAAAAGUUGAAGAUCGCAUCGCGAUUGUGUACAGCAGAAACAUUAUUUAUCCCUCAUAUUAAAAUUUACUUAUGAUAUAACCAUUAGUGGAACCAUAAAACGGAGUAAGAAGCCUCGAAAAGUGAUCAAUCAAGCAAUCCACCUAAAUCCUUGAAUAAGGUCAAUACCAAAACAGUCAACUCGAAAUGAUAUCGCCGUCAAAUCACGGGAGGUUUUCUUUAAAAUUUCCUUUAAAUGUGUGUGAUUUGGUGCUUUUGAAAGAGACCAAGUCAUGUAUGAGAACAUCAAUAAAAAUGACGUUGAAGGACAAUAUGGAGACCUUUUAUCGUAAACGAUGGAUGUCGGGAGUUCAAUCAGCAAAUAAUAUUUCUGAGCUUAAUAAUAAGAUAGAAGAUGACUUAGA
Messenger RNA from Yamadazyma tenuis ATCC 10573, 1709 nucleotides. RefSeq lists its product as uncharacterized. The record is from RefSeq and is a predicted model, not a curated record. Gene Ontology annotation, molecular function: zinc ion binding. Lineage: Eukaryota; Fungi; Ascomycota; Pichiomycetes; Serinales; Debaryomycetaceae.